CCGUACUUAGCACAGUUCCCUAGGUCUCUUGUACUUCCCCUUUGUCGUCUCCCUUUCUCAAAUAAUCUUCAAAUUGUUACUGGUAUCAAUCUCUGUUGUGGAAGAUCGAUAAUCCAUCUCCGAUUUGGGGAUGAAAGAGUCAAUCAAUAGCAGUACCAGUUGCGGCGAUGAAGCUGCUUGGGAAAUUAGACCGAGCGGCAUGCUUGUUCAGAAGAGAGAAAACGAUGCUGCCGCUAAUCCCACUAUAAUCAUCAAGGUCUCGUAUGCUUCUCAAGAAUUUGACCUUCCUGUGCCACCUGAACUCACUUUUGGUGAAGUAAAAAGUAUCCUUUCCUCAAUAAUCGGUUUGGAGCCUAAGCUGCAAAAACUUCUAUUCCGGGGAAAAGAAAAAGAAGAUCAUGAAUAUCUGCACUUGGUUGGUGUGAAAGACAAUUCCAAAGUGUUAGUUAUGGAGGAAGAAAUGGUUGAGGAAAAAAUUCCUGAAGAGGUUAGGGUUACCACUGAAAUAUCAAGAGGAGCCGAAGCUGUUGCUGAAGUGAGAACAGAAGUGGAUAAGCUCUCAGAGCAGGUCUCUGCUGUACAAGCAGUCGUGUUUGGUGGUACUAAUGUUGAGGACAAGGAUAUUAUCCAUUUGACAGAAAUGCUGAUGAGACAGCUACUGAAAUUGGACGGCAUUGAGGCUGCAGGAGAAGGAAGAGUACAAAGAAAAUCGGAGGUUCGUCGUGUCCAAAACUUAGUAGAGACAUUGGAUGCAGUAAAAGCAAGAAAUUCCAAUCCCUUUAUCAACAACAGUAAUGCCGUGUCAGUGACUACUCAAUGGGAGACAUUUGAUUCGGGGGUUGGAAGCCUGAAUGCCCCACCACCACCUAGACCUGUGCUUGAGGUUGGAAGCAUAAACACUCCAUCUCCUCCUAGACCCGUGCUUGGGGUUGGAAGCAUGAAGGCCUCACCUCCGCCUAGACCUGCGUUUGGGGUUGGAGGACUGAACACCCCACCACCUCCUACACCCGUGCUUGGAGUUGGAAGCAUGAACGCCUCAACUCCUUCUAGACCUGCGUUUGGGGUUGGAGGACUGAACACCCCACCACCUCCUACACCCUUGCUUGGAGUUGGAAGCAUGAACGCCUCAACUCCUUCUAGACCUGUGUUUGGGGUUGGAGGACUGAACACCCCACCACCUCCUACACCCGUGCUUGCAGUUGGAAGCAUGAAUGCCCCAUCUGCUAGACCUGUUCUUGGGGUUGGAAGCCAGACCACCCCACCUCUUAGACCGCCCACUACUAUAGUGACUGAGGAUUGGGAACAAUUCGAAUAGAGUAGCUAUAUACGUUUCCAUUUUAUGAUUUUUGAAGAAACAAAAAAUGCCAGUUAUUUAGGCACUACUGACCACUAUUAUUUUGUCAUCUAUACUGUCGUUACAGUAAAAUAUUUUUGGUGGAUGUAAGUUAAUGAUCAGUCAAACAUAGAGGUUUAAUGAAAUCGUGUUGGUAAGUUA
Messenger RNA from Solanum lycopersicum (tomato), 1495 nucleotides. Its product is annotated as BAG family molecular chaperone regulator 4. Gene Ontology annotation, molecular function: adenyl-nucleotide exchange factor activity; protein-folding chaperone binding. NCBI's taxonomy places the organism in Eukaryota, Viridiplantae, Streptophyta, Magnoliopsida, Solanales, Solanaceae. Gene Ontology annotation, biological process: protein stabilization. The record is from RefSeq and is a predicted model, not a curated record. Gene Ontology annotation, cellular component: cytoplasm.